CGCGUCCUCGAGAAUCCCAUCAAGUUGCUAUGCGGCUUCUUCAUGGCUUGUGCCGGCCGUAAACGAUAGAAACUGCCAUACUUAUUUUGAAUCGCCACAUCAUGGAAACAUCUUCUACGCGGCGGAAAGCAUACGAUCUUUGUUUUCAAAAGAAGAUCAAAUGUGACAUGCUGAAGCCUGCAUGUUCGAACUGUUUGCUGUACGAGUCAGAAUGCCGAACGACAAUCGUAAAGCGGAGGGCACUACGCUCCAAGGGAAGACCACGGCCACACCAGCAGAGCGAAUCUGAAGAUCCAGGAAAGGUCUCCGAAUUAGAGAGUCGUCUGGCGAGCAUAGAGAGGGUAGACAGCCACUUCAGAAGAAGCCAGCUGUACCAGCUCCGUACUUAGCAAAGCAAAGUGGGCAAAGCAUUCAUGUCUGAAGUGUCAACAUGUCGCACCCGGCAAGUGCCCUGCAAUAAAAUAGACCUGAAGAAGCUUGUCAAGAUUGAUCAACCGCCAAGGAACCUUACCUACAUUUGCCGGUAUGCGUGCCUGAUUCCAUUGACCCGGCCAUCGGGAGCACGCAGGCACUAGUGUCGAUUAAAUCCGAUCAGAGACAAAAUGGAGACAAUCAAAAGGGCGGCCAUAUGGUUGGCAUCCGGCAUCACGGAGUUGUAACACAUCGUAGAAAUC
Messenger RNA from Colletotrichum phormii, 674 nucleotides. RefSeq lists its product as uncharacterized. The transcript has 3 exons. Gene Ontology annotation, biological process: regulation of DNA-templated transcription. Lineage: Eukaryota; Fungi; Ascomycota; Sordariomycetes; Glomerellales; Glomerellaceae. Gene Ontology annotation, molecular function: DNA-binding transcription factor activity, RNA polymerase II-specific; zinc ion binding. The coding region runs from base 102 to 389 and encodes 95 amino acids. The record is from RefSeq and is a predicted model, not a curated record.